Messenger RNA from Ochotona princeps (American pika), 672 nucleotides. RefSeq names its product HLA class II histocompatibility antigen, DP alpha 1 chain-like. Lineage: Eukaryota; Metazoa; Chordata; Mammalia; Lagomorpha; Ochotonidae. The coding region runs from base 1 to 672 and encodes 223 amino acids. Gene Ontology annotation, molecular function: MHC class II protein complex binding. The transcript is spliced from 5 exons. Gene Ontology annotation, cellular component: membrane; MHC class II protein complex. Gene Ontology annotation, biological process: immune response; antigen processing and presentation of exogenous peptide antigen via MHC class II; immunoglobulin production involved in immunoglobulin-mediated immune response. The record is from RefSeq and is a predicted model, not a curated record.
AUGGUGCACGGCACUGAGACGAGUCCUGUGGACCACGUGUCCAUGUAUGCAGAGUUUGUCCAAACACACAGACCUUCGGGGGAGUACAUGUUUGAGUUUGAUGAGGAUGAGCAGUUCUAUGUGGACUUGGAUAAUAAGGAGAUGGAGUGGCACCUGCCGGAGUGCAUUCAUGCCUUUGACUUUGAUGCUUGGAGGGGUAUUGCUGACAUUGUCAUGGCAAGGAAGAACCUGAACACCCUGAUCCAACGCUCCAAACACACCCGGGCCACAAAUGAGGCCCCCGAAGUGACUGUGUUUCCCAAGGAGCCUGUGGAGCUGGGCCAGCCCAACACACUCAUCUGCCACAUCGACAAGUUCUUCCCACCCAUGCUCAACGUCACGUGGCUGUGCAAUGGGCAGCCGGUCACUGAGGGGGUUGCCAAGAGCAUCUUCUUGCCCAGCCCAGAGUUCCGGUUCCACAAGUUCCACUUCCUGACCUUCCUGCCCACGGCUGACGAUGUGUAUGACUGCAAGGUGGAGCACUGGGGCCUGGAGCGGCCGCUGCUCACACACUGGGAACCCCAGGAGCCUGCCUGUGUGCCUGAGACCACGGAGACUGUGCUCUGUGCUCUGGGCUUGGUGGUGGGUCUGGUGGGGGUCGCCAUUGGCACCGUCAUCCUGAGGACCAAGUGA